GUUGCAGAUAAGGCGACAAGAGAGCACCUCUGUGGGUAGUGGUCACGACAACUUUUCAACGUGACAUUGUUUAUUUUUGCCACUCCGGACUGUCUGGAACACCUUGGCUUCGUACCUUUGGCAUCAUACGUGCGCAUCGCUUUGGCACGACAAGCAGAUCUGAGAAACUUUACUUUCCCGAGUGUUUUCUUUCGACGCUGAUGGGACAUGGCAAUGGCCGCACCAUCAACAUCGACAGCAGUAGCCACUGUGGCAUCUGAUGUGGAGCGCUCUCACCUGGGGGGCAUCGAGGCCCUGAAGAUGAAGGUGGGCCCGGUGAGGAGAAACCUGUUUGGGCCCGUCGACCACCGCCAGCUGCAGCAGGACUUCGAGAGGCUGCUGUGCAUGAGCGUGGAGGUGGCCAACAAGCGCUGGAACUUCGACUUCCAGAGCGACCGGCCGGCGCCGGGCUCCAGUGUGGAGUGGGAGGAACUGAGGUGCCAGGAUGUGCCGGCGUUCUACCGCAGCUGCACGUUGAGGCGCGUGGCUCGGCCCGGAGUCGGAGUGAUAAAGGCCACCAGGCGGCCGUCGUCCUCGUCGAGUGGCGAGGGCUCCCCGGCGUCCAGCAGCUCGUCUGGCUCUGGGGACGAGUAUUUGGAAGGCUGCUACCGAUUCCAGCGGCCCGGCAAACGCAGGCAGUCUGCCAUCACAGAUUUCUUCAAGGUGAAGAGGAGGAGGCUUCUGCAUUAUAAGGAAACUUCUCGGCAGUAGAGAAGCGCAGAAACCCAGCGGGGGAUCACCCAGUGGUCGCCGUCCCUGUAUAAGUCACCUCACAUAAAAAAAAUUAUCAUGUAUAUAUGUAGCAAUUUCUAACUGACUGUCCACAAGCUCGUAUAGCUUGGGCUUAAAAACUCCUCCAACACCACAUACCUUAGUUUUUCAGCACAAUGAAGCUACCAUCCUCUCGGCCGAGCAAGCGCAGUCGUAUGAAACGGUUUUUGUAUGUAAAAUAAUUCUAUAUUUUGUAAUGUCGUCGAAGCUUAUAUUGUCUUCUCAGCUUUUGAUUAUACUGUGAAAUGAUUUGAAUGCACUCUUGUCAGGAAACAACCAGAAACGGGCUCUAUUUCUGAGAGGUUAAUUUUGUUCUGAAAGGGCCUCAUGUAGGGUUUUUUUUUUUUUUUUCCAGGCCCUGACCUCAGUCCUCAACCCUUCUUCUCUCUAUCUCGUCAAACCCAUGAGAGGUUUUGAUUAGAUGAGUUACUAUUCCUGGCCUCGCCCCCCCACACACACACGCACACACACACUCACAGCCUUUCGUCUCACCCCAUGGCUCGAAAAGCUUUUCAGCCGCGUGAGUCGAGGCAGGGGUCAAACCAUCACCCAGGGUCAAAAUUGGCAGCGUGUCUGUGAUUAGUUUCAGGCUAAAGGUCAACGGUGGAGGUUCAACGAUGAGGUAAUGCGGCCUUCGUGCGCCACGGCGACUUAAACUCUAACAAUAAUAAUAAUUCUAAUAAUAAUAUUUCAAAUGUGACUUUAUGGUUUAUUUAUUGCAAACGGUGCAAGGUCACCGUCGAGAAAAUAAAAAUUAAAAAAAAAAAAAAAAAAAAAUACACCAGCAAUGCGUAAAGCGAGGUAAGAUAAGGUGUUUAUGGAACCCUGUGCCAUUGCCCCAAAAUGAUGCAUUAUAGAUGAUAAAACCAGAGUCAUAAUGACUCAUAUACACUCCACCGUUGCCACUUUCUCUCUUGGAUAAUAUAAAAUAUUGGCUUCUCUUUCCUCCCAAUUAAGCAAACAUAAUUUAGAAAGUGCAAAUUCCAACAUGGUGUCCAAACUAUAUUUUAUUCCCUUUUUUUGCUUUGUAUUAUUUGCAUAAUGGGGUCGUAAAAAAUCUAUUUAGGUUUUUUUUUUCCUUUGGUAACAGACCAGAACAUACCUUAUGUAUAUGUUUUAUGUUAUUGUCAGCUUCAUGCUUUUAACGAUGUAGCAUCUUCCACUCUCGUCUCUAUGUGAUGUCAGACUUAUGGGUUUUGAACAUGCCUCCUUUCUUUCUAUGCAGGGAAUGUAGCGUCUGUUUUUCACUGUUUCAGCUUAGAGCAGUCAAUCUAGCGGCAUCACAUUUGCAUCGUGUACAUAUUCUUAUGUAUAUGUACGCACUUGGCACGCAUGCGCUUGUAUGAUUGUGUGCGCUUGCGUGUGGCCGUUCUGGUUUGCGCAUAUUUUGAGGUUUUCACAUGUUGUAAAUAUACCCUGCUGUGGCAGCUGAGGCAGUUGAACCAAAGAGGAAUUGCUGUGCCAUGUUAAUCGAAAGACAUAAUUUACAAGUUUGUCACUCGCUGCUGCUUGACUGAGCAGUUAUGUGCCACGUCAGACCUCAAACACAACAGGAUCUUCAUGUUUAUCUAAUGCAAAUACACUAAAAAAGAAACUGGACUGAAAAAUGUCUCAGAUGUGGCAGUAUUUUUGUAGACUAAAUUGCAAGCUUGACGUGAUCCCUAUCUGCUCAGCCAGCAGUUAAAAGUGACCCAAAUAGGAAGUGCAUACAGUAAUUCUAGUUCUUGGAUAAAUAGCCAUAAUUUGGAUGAACCUACUCCUACUACCUCAUCAAGUGAUUAAGUCAAAACAAGCAAGUUAUUACUUUUUAAAAAGAAAAAAAAAAAAAAACGAAA
This is a messenger RNA of Myripristis murdjan (pinecone soldierfish), 2645 nucleotides long. RefSeq names its product cyclin-dependent kinase inhibitor 1D (gene cdkn1d). Lineage: Eukaryota; Metazoa; Chordata; Actinopteri; Holocentriformes; Holocentridae. The record is from RefSeq and is a predicted model, not a curated record. Gene Ontology annotation, biological process: regulation of mitotic cell cycle; signal transduction by p53 class mediator. The transcript has 3 exons. The coding region runs from base 208 to 750 and encodes 180 amino acids. Gene Ontology annotation, cellular component: nucleus. Gene Ontology annotation, molecular function: cyclin-dependent protein serine/threonine kinase inhibitor activity.